AUGGUGCCCGGUCUUAUCAUCGUCGGAGAGACGUUACAACAUAAACUCAGUGUGGCUGGCAUUGUAUUCGGUUGGGGCAUGAAUGUCUUCGGGGUCAUGGUCACCUCGGUAGCCACCGUCGCCUUCGCCCUAGACUGUUAUUCAUCAGCAUCCGGCGAGGUUUCGGCACUAAUCAAUAUGGCUCGGGUUGGGGCAGGCUUUUCCGUUCCCUACUUUGUUGAAUCAUGGGUGGAGAAACAAGGUUAUGCCCUCACCUUUGGACUGCAGGCUGUCGUUGUCGCUGUGGCUUUCAUCAUUCUUGCUUGUAUCCAAGUAUACGGGGCAAGACUUCGGGCCUGGGCUGGUCCGGUGCAUCCACUGCCAUUAUCCGGGAUUCGACACAAGUAG
Messenger RNA from Exophiala mesophila, 387 nucleotides. RefSeq lists its product as uncharacterized. The record is from RefSeq and is a predicted model, not a curated record. The transcript has a single exon. The coding region runs from base 1 to 387 and encodes 128 amino acids. Gene Ontology annotation, biological process: transmembrane transport. Gene Ontology annotation, molecular function: transmembrane transporter activity. Lineage: Eukaryota; Fungi; Ascomycota; Eurotiomycetes; Chaetothyriales; Herpotrichiellaceae.